This is a messenger RNA of Leptopilina heterotoma, 3217 nucleotides long. Its product is annotated as band 7 protein AGAP004871-like. The record is from RefSeq and is a predicted model, not a curated record. NCBI's taxonomy places the organism in Eukaryota, Metazoa, Arthropoda, Insecta, Hymenoptera, Figitidae. The transcript has 18 exons. Gene Ontology annotation, cellular component: plasma membrane. Bases 2201 to 3121 code for a protein of 306 amino acids.
AUGUGACAAAGGGAAUUUAAAAUUCCGGAAGUGUUGACGAUUCCCUUAAUGCUAUGGUCUGAAAAUAAAAGAUGUUGAUGAAAAAGUGUGCAUUGGAAAGGAAUAUUAAAAAAGGAUAUUACAAGGAAUAUUAAAAAAUAAUAUUACAAAGAAUAUUAAAAAAUUAUAUUACAAAGGAUAUUAAAAAAGUAUUCUACAAAGGAUAUUAAAAAAGUAUUCUACAAAAGGAUAUUAAAAAAAGAUUCUAUAAAAAGAUAUUAAAAAAGGAUUCUAUAAUGAAAAUUAAAAAAAUGAUAUUACAAAGGAUAUUAAGAAAGGAUUCUACAAAGCAUAUUAAAAAUUAUUUUAUAAAAGAAUAUUAAAGAAAAAUACUACAAAGGAUAUUACAAAGGAUAUUAAAAAGGAUACUACAAAGGAUAUUAAAAAAUGAUUCAAGAAUCCGAGAGUAAAAAAAUGUGUCAAAAUAAUUCUGAUAACCAGGAGAUAACCAGGAAUUGAGUUGCAUGGGAAAUUCGUCAAAUUAAUUUUCGAAUUACAUGGAUUUUUAUUGCUCAACAUUAACGAUGCGCAGGAUGAGAUUGAAUUCUAUCAGUAAAGAAGCCGCUGGAACAAUCAUUACACAGAAGAUGAAUAAUUUUUACUUUUUAAACAAUUCCCUAUGUUUCUUUAUCGAAAAGUGGAAUAUUUUUCUAUCUUCCUUGAAGAAUUGGCCUUAUGUUCAAAUGUCAAUUACAAAUGUCCAUGGCAGGAAGCAGUAAUUGCUUUUUUGAAGAAAUACAGUUAACAUCGUAUUGGAAAAUUGACAGAUGCGAAGGAUGCGAAUAAACAGCAGGUUGGACACUCGUGGCCCAUAAAAAGAUUCAAAUCCACAUUCAAACAGAAGUUUCAACCAGAAAUUUUACAGCUGUUAUUUGGAAAGUAUUUCUUUAUUAUUCAUGAACUCGAGAGUGAGGAAAUGAGGCGUAAUUUUCAUUCCCUUUUUGAUAUUAAAGAAGAAGCUAAAACAAUCGUAACAUACGUAAAAGACGAACAAUUUUAUGAAUCGAUUUUAUACGAUUUUUGUUGAUUUUUCUUGUCAAAAUGUUGACAGAGUCUGCAAUUUCAACUGCUGGGACUGAAAAAUACAAAAAUGAAGAAAGAUUUCGUAUUUGGGAGAAAACUAAUAAGGAAGUUUACCGUGAGGAAGAAUUAGGAUUUAAUCUGUAAAUCAAAAUUGAUUCAGAAACCCGAGAGGGAAAAAAUAAGCAGAAUGGUUCUUACUUCCGGGAAAGCAGUUUAACAAUAAGGAAUUACGCAGGAAGUAAAUCGUUAAAAAGAUAUACGUCAAAAUCCAUAGCUCACGUCAGUUUUCUGCGACAGUUUCAAAACUAUGAGAGUAAUGAGGUCGUUCCAGGACAUUUCAGGAUCCUACUUAAGGUGGCAUCUGAAAAAAGAUCCAUUUCCAGACAAGGGCCUUGACUCCUUAUACUGUCAGCUUGCUUGAUAAAUCAACAGUUAUUAAAAUUUACGAAAGGAUUCGGAAAAAAUAUUUUCCUGUACAAUUCAAGUUCUUCUAAAAAAAAUCCAGUCUCUUCAACGCAGAUCUUCUUGCAACGAGGGAAAAUAAAACUGAGCCAUCUGAAAAAAGACUCAUCCUUAGAUACUUUGAACGAAGAGGGUCUUGUCAACUUUUGAACUUUUAGUUUGUUCGAUAGAUCAUCAGUUAUUAAAAUUUAUGAGAGCAUUCAGGAAAAAUAUAUUACUAUACGGUUCCAUUUCGUCUAAAAACAACAAUUUUCGUCUAUUCAACGAAUAUCUUGUCGUGCAACGAGAGGGAAUAAAACCGUGUCAUUUGAGAAAAGACGCAUCACCAGACUCUUUGAACGACAAGGGUCUUAUUUCUUUGUACUGUCAGCUUGCUCGAUAAAUCAUCAGUUACUAAAAUUUACGAAAGGAUUCAGAAAAAUAUUUUCCUGUACGAUUCCAGUUUCUUCUAAAAAAAUCCAGUUUCUUCAACGCAGAUCUUCUUGCAACGAGGAGAAAUAAAGAGUUGGUCUAAGGAAGGAAUCGUCUGAUUGAAAAGAGGAUGCAAUAGGGAUCUUCAAGCAAUUGGUCCAUCAGAGGCUGGAUUAGUCUGAUUGAAGAGAGGAUGCUGGGAUCUUCAGGAGUUGGAUUCUUCAGUUAGCCCAUCAGGGAGAGGAUUAGUCUGUUGGAGGAGAAGAUGCUGGGAUCUUCGGGAGUAUACCAUUCUUUAAGAGAAGAUGCGUUACCAUGGCAUCCAUCGACCAACCUGGGAUUUAUCGAAAAGGGAGCUUCAAGUAAAUUGUCCGCUGAAAGCGGGAAAAUAAGCGCAAUGACCAAAUGCAUCGAAUUUCUAGCUACCUUGAGUUCCUUUCUGUUGGUCUUAAUCACCCUUCCGUUUUCGCUCUGUUUCACAUUUAAAAUAGUCCAGGAAUACGAAAGAGCCGUGGUAUUUCGAAUGGGUCGUUUAAAAGGUGGUGCUCGCGGUCCAGGAAUGUUUUUUGUGCUUCCUUGUGUGGAUAACUGCAUCCUAGUGGAUUUAAGGACCGUGUCAUUUGAUGUUCCACCUCAAGAAGUACUUACUAAAGAUUCAGUAACCGUCAGCGUGGAUGCUGUCGUGUAUUACAGAAUAAAAGAACCCUUAAGUGCUGUCGUCAAAAUAGCAAACUACAGCCUCUCGACAAGAUUAUUGGCAGCCAGUACAUUACGCACUGUACUUGGAACGAGGAGUCUGGCUGAGAUUCUGGCCGAGCGAGAAACGAUUUCUCACACCAUGCAGACGUCCCUUGACGAAGCCACGGAUCCAUGGGGCGUCGAGGUCGAGAGAGUUGAGAUAAAAGACGUUCGACUUCCUGUACAACUUCAACGAGGAAUGGCCGCAGAGGCGGAAGCCGCCAGAGAAGCAAGAGCCAAAGUGAUUGCCGCUGAAGGAGAAAUGCGAGCUUCCCGUGCUCUAAAGGAAGCUAGUGAUGUCAUUUCCAUGAGUCCUGCUGCUCUACAGUUGAGAUAUCUACAAACUCUGAAUAAUAUCUCUGCAGAAAAGAACUCGACAAUCAUUUUUCCAUUUCCUCUGGACUGGCUCACUUCGUUUCUCAGUUUUAGACAAGAAUCGCAGUCGUAAUUUAUAUGAGAAAAAAAUAUGAAUUUCAAUUAAGAAGUAGACAAUUAAAAAAAGAGAGACAUUAUCCCAAAAAAAAUCCUCAAACAAUUCCAUUUU